This is a messenger RNA of Amphibalanus amphitrite, 2124 nucleotides long. RefSeq lists its product as uncharacterized. The record is from RefSeq and is a predicted model, not a curated record. The transcript is spliced from 5 exons. Lineage: Eukaryota; Metazoa; Arthropoda; Thecostraca; Balanomorpha; Balanidae. Bases 259 to 1098 code for a protein of 279 amino acids.
CGCAGUCAGUCGCGUGGCAGACGUAGAGGGGGUGGUGUGGUCAGUGCGGUGAGUGGGCUCGGAGUUACUUGAUAAAGUGAGCGGCUGUAAGAGCCCUGGAAUUGAGGCGAACAGUGCUGAGCGGUGCGCUUCUACCGGGCGAAACGGAACGGAGGCAGAGAGGAAGGAGCGGCUAUUUGUGGAUGCACUUCAGGGAGGUGGAGGCGUUCUCUGCCGGCCAUGACCCGGCCCGGCCAUGAGUGACCUGGCUCUGGAGCAAUGGGAUGCGGACUGAGCAAGUCCUCCGACUCAGACAGCCCAAAGCAGAAACGGCGCAAGGGAUCCAAGCGUCGCGGCAGUGUAUCGGCGGCUGAUGUGUCGGCCGACGACACCAGCGUCGGCGGCGAAGUCGUCAACGACACCAAGAAGGCCAAGAACAGCCGCACGCCCGUCGUCGCCACACCCGUCCUCAAUCAGACUAAGGUCCUAUCUGCCAGCCAACUGGAAUUCUUCCGGCAGCUCGACCAGAAAAUCGAACAGGGCCAGGACCUGGACCCCGCUCAGGCUGAGGAGGAGACCCGGGCGCGGAUGGCCCUGCUGCUACAGCACUGGGACGAGGUGAUCCACUCCCGUCCGGGCACCACGCGGCCGCGGCCGUGCUCCCUCGCCUCCAGCUACUCGAGCUCUCUGCUGGCUAACGGAGCGGCGCAGCGCGGUGCGCCGCUGCCGCCGGCCGCCGAGGGAGCCGAGGACACCCGCGACGGACCGCGACUCGAGCGCAACGUGCGCAGCAGUCGGCGCUCCAUGCGCAGCGCGCGCGCUGACUCCACCGAGGAGAGCGCUCCUGCUCCCUCGGCGGCGGCGGCGGGCGCGGCCACCGUCCCCGCCGCGCCCGCGCUCGACGACAACCAGCUGGUGACCAAACUGAUCCAGCUCGGCGACGCGUACGUGCAUGACCUGGACGCCGACGAUCCAGACAGCUUUGUGAGGCUGGGCCGGCGCUCGAGCAACUAUGAGGAGCCGGCCAUCCUGGAGGAGUCCGAGGCGGCGCACGCGCGCGGCGAGUACGGAAAGUCGAGCCUGGUGCUGCGGACGGUACUCGAUGAUAAGGUCCACUAGUCAGCCGAGUGUGCGCGCGGCCACAGGCGCAGAACGGCACGUGCUCUGUUCGAGUGGCGGUCGUAACAGGGCCAGUGCGAUGUGAUUUGAUGUGUCGAGACGGUGCCCGUUCGAAGAUGGAGUCUCUCUGAAGUGUAAAAGAUUGACCGCAUAUUGUGGUACGUGCGGGGGCGACUGGUCUGUCGUGGACAGUGGAUCGGGGCCGCCAUCGGACGGUGCUGCCACCUUCGGACGUCUAGUCGCCGCCACCGCCGCCACAGCGGCUGGAACGGCGGUCCUGGAGGCAUUGUGGCUCGGGGAGCCGCCCCCUGGCCGAGUGUCACUCCCACUGCCCUUCUUGCGUCCUGCCCUCCCCCGUCGGAGGGCGGUACCUACCCGGUGAACGCGUCGUUAUUUUGUGGAGGAAGCGGCGCUCACCGAGAGGCGUGCGAAGAGCGGUCGCAUGUUGUGUUUGUUCCUGUGAGUGUGUGGAGGGCGAAGUCGGUCGCAGGGCGGUGAUGCCCCGCGAGCCGUGUGUCCUGUGUGUCGCUCGAGACGAUGGUCAUACGGCCGAGGGGUCCGAUUGCUGGGAAAAUCGCAGCAGUGAUAUCAGUCAGAUGUGUUAGAUUACGAAAAUAAAACCAUUGUUAAACGGGUGCAUAACUGAAUCAGCACGGUGUUCAAAAAGCGGCAUGACGUUAAUCCCAGUCACUUACAUCUACGCUUGUUCACAGUAAACCCGAUUGUUGGAAUGCGCCUUGAGGUCAGGUGUUCGUAAAAUGCGCUGGGCUUUGGUUUGCUGUUCGUAAAAAGCACUGAUACUUGGAAACUACGGGAGUGAGCAACAUGAAACUACGUGUCAUUUUGCCGACUACAUAUUGACUACUACAUUUUGUAUGACCGAUGACGGCUGACGAGUGACUAUUUGUUAAUUGCGAUAUCAUUUAUAGGUACAGAUCAUCGGAGGGCAUAACAGAUGAACUGAAAAAAACAGUUUCAAUAGGCAGGGUUUUCAUGCGGAUGUGCAAUAAACAAGUUAUGCUGAAA